UUUUUUUUUUGUUACGAAAGUUUCAAGAAUUCCAUAAUAAAGAGAUAAAACACUUUGAUAUCGCUCACAAUCACAUGGCCUUUUCACAAAAACAAACUUUUAGUUAUCUAUCGAUGCGUAAGGCUGAAGCACUAUGACGACGAGACUCACCGCCGAUAAUCUCCGCCGUUAUCUUUUCGUGGUUACUGUUUUGUCCUUCUUCUUCCUUUGUGACCGGUCAAUACUUGCUCUGAACACAGACGGUGUUCUUCUCCUCUCUUUCCGUUACUCUAUCGUCGACGAUCCUCUUUCUGUUCUACGGAGCUGGAGAUAUGACGACGACACUCCUUGCUUCUGGCGUGGCGUCACGUGCGAUGCAACUUCCGGGCACGUGACUGUUCUUUCACUCCCGAGCUCGAACCUUUCCGGCACUCUUCCUUCUAAUUUGGGGUCUCUCCGUUCCCUUCAAAGGCUUGAUCUUUCCAACAAUUCGAUCAAUGGCUCUUUCCCUGUCUCUCUUCUCAACGCGACGGAGCUUCGGUUUCUUGAUCUGUCCGAUAAUCACAUCUCCGGCAAUUUACCGGCGAGUUUUGGCGCGCUUUCGAAUCUCCAGGUGUUGAAUCUCUCUGACAACUCCUUCGUCGGAGAAUUGCCGAGGACUUUAGGCUGGAGUCCGAACUUAACGGAGAUUUCGCUGAAGAAUAACUACAUCUCAGGCGAGAUUCCGGGAGGUUUUAAGUCGACGGAGUAUCUUGACGUGUCCUCGAACUUGAUCAAAGGCUCUUUGCCGUCACAUUUCGGAGGGAACCGUUUACGCUAUUUCAACGCUUCGUACAACAGAAUCUCCGGAGAGAUUCCGUCAGGUUUCGCCGAUGAAAUACCGGAAAACGCCACCGUCGAUAUCUCUUUCAACCAACUCACUGGUCAAAUCCCGGGUUUUCGGGUUCUCGAUAACCAAGAAUCCAACUCAUUUACCGGUAACCCGGGUCUCUGCGGAACCGACCAGGCAAAACACCCUUGCCGUGACGGUGAAGCAACAUCUCCACCCCCGUCGCUGACACCAAAUUCUCCUCCGGCAUUAGCUGCUAUACCGAACACCAUUGGCUUAACCAAUCACACAAUCACCCCCAAAACCGGUCAGAAAUCAAAGUGGGAUCAUAAACCGAUGCUAAUUAUUGGCAUCGUUGUCGGUGACAUUGCCGGUUUAGCCAUCCUCGGGAUUGUGUUUUUCUACAUUUACCAGUCGAGAAAACGGAAGACCGUAACGGCUACGUCAAAAUGGUCCACGUCAUCAACAGAUUCCAAGGUCUCUAAAUGGUACUGUCUACGCAAAACCGUUUACGUUGACGGUGACUGCGAAGACGGAGAAGAGGAAUCCGAGACAUCGGGAUCCGAAUCCGACGAAGAGAACACCGUCGGGCCAAAUCGACGGUCAGGAUUGGACGAUCAAGACAAGAAAGGCACGUUGGUGAACCUCGACUCAGAGAAACAGCUCGAGAUCGAAACGCUUCUCAAAGCUUCGGCUUAUAUCUUGGGAGCCACCGGUUCGAGCAUAAUGUAUAAAGCGGUUCUCCAAGACGGAACGGCCGUGGCGGUUAGACGUAUAGCUGAAUGCGGUUUAGACCGGUUUAGAGAUUUCGAAGCGCAGGUUCGAGCCGUGGCUAAAUUGGUACAUCCAAACCUGGUACGAUUUCGAGGUUUCUAUUGGGGAUCCGACGAGAAGCUUGUCAUUUACGAUUUCGUCCCCAACGGCAGCCUCGCUAACGCCCGUUACCGGAAAGUGGGAUCCUCGCCUUGUCAUUUACCUUGGGAGGCUCGGCUCAAGAUAGCUAAAGGUAUAGCUCGUGGGCUAACGUACAUACACGACAAGAAGUACGUGCAUGGUAACCUCAAGCCUAGUAAUAUCCUUUUGGGUUUGGAUAUGGAGCCUAAAGUGGCUGAUUUCGGCCUUGAGAAGCUUUUGAUCGGCGACAUGAGCUACAGAACCGGUGGAUCGGCUCCCAUAUUUGGAAGCAAGAGAUCCACAACAUCUCUAGAGUUUGGACCGAGCCCGAGUCCAAGUCCAAGUUCAGUUGGGUUACCUUACAACGCUCCUGAAUCUCUCCGGAGCAUAAAGGCGAAUCCGAAGUGGGACGUGUACUCUUUCGGAGUUAUUCUUCUCGAGUUGCUAACGGGAAAGAUUGUGGUUGUCGACGAGCUUGGACAGGUUAAUGGGCUUGUGAUUGACGACGGUGAGCGGGCGAUUCGGAUGGCGGACGCUGCUAUACGGGCCGAGUUAGAAGGCAAAGAAGAUGCUGUGUUGGCAUGUUUGAAAAUGGGCCUAGCUUGUGCAUCUCCAAUACCACAGAGAAGGCCUAAUAUCAAAGACGCUUUACAAGUUCUCGAGAGAUUCCCUCUUCAUGUUAGUCAACAAUAAUAAUAACUAAGAGUUCCUGACUGUGUCUGUGUGUACUUAGAGAUAGAUUGAUAGGCGAGUUUCAACUUAUUAUACCUCUCUUGUGGCCUCUGAUUUUGAACUUAUCUUUUGUGUUGAUUAUUUUAGUGGUAUUCUAUAAUGGUCCAACUCGUAUAGCGUAUGACAAAACUUUUAUAUUUU
Capsella rubella is the source of this 2575-nucleotide messenger RNA. Its product is annotated as probable LRR receptor-like serine/threonine-protein kinase At4g37250. Bases 134 to 2395 code for a protein of 753 amino acids. Gene Ontology annotation, molecular function: protein kinase activity; ATP binding; receptor serine/threonine kinase binding. The transcript is spliced from 2 exons. Lineage: Eukaryota; Viridiplantae; Streptophyta; Magnoliopsida; Brassicales; Brassicaceae. The record is from RefSeq and is a predicted model, not a curated record. Gene Ontology annotation, biological process: protein phosphorylation.